Messenger RNA from Tarenaya hassleriana, 2072 nucleotides. RefSeq lists its product as uncharacterized. Gene Ontology annotation, biological process: peptidyl-lysine monomethylation. Gene Ontology annotation, molecular function: protein-lysine N-methyltransferase activity; protein binding. Bases 68 to 1774 code for a protein of 568 amino acids. The record is from RefSeq and is a predicted model, not a curated record. Gene Ontology annotation, cellular component: nucleus. The transcript is spliced from 12 exons. NCBI's taxonomy places the organism in Eukaryota, Viridiplantae, Streptophyta, Magnoliopsida, Brassicales, Cleomaceae.
AAACCCUAUUCUCGUCCUGCAACUGCGAGUGCCAAGUUCGUAGCUUUUCUCCAUUUUCAAACCUUCAAUGGCGGAAACUUGUCACCCAGAGAUUGAGGUGGGUUCUUCGAAUAACAUGAUGUAUACAAGUGAUGUCUGCUCUAUAUCUCUGGAGCUGUCGGAAAAUGAUCCCUUUUAUCAGCAAAAAAAGAUAAUUGACUCUGCUGCCUUGGAUUUUGGAUGGCAGAAGUUAUUGCAUUGCCAAGGUUUUGGUGUUAAGGAAACGUUACAGCUAAAUAGCUCAUUGUCGGCAGAGUCCUUCAAUAUUAGAUUCGAAAAAUUGCUUCGUUUUGCGAGAAUAACAAACCUAGAUGAGGUUGAACUUUAUUUUGGUGAGGACGCAUGUAACUCAGCGGGAAUUUACAGUGUUAGAAACGAGAUCUCAGCUCACAACUCGAUUCUUUCACUCAUUGACUUUUCUUCUAAAACACAAACAGAAGUCGAUUGUUUGAAAGCUUUACAAGGUGUUGUAAUUGGUCGGAUCAACGAGUUUGGAGCAAAAAAUGAGGAAGCUUUUGUUGAUAAAAGCUAUAGAUGUGAAAAAGAAAACGUAUUAGUGCAAUGGGGUCAAAGCAAUGGAGUCAGAACAAAAUUGCAGAUUGCUCAGAUUGAAGGGUUUGGCCGAGGAGCUAUAGCAAGCGAAGAUUUAAAUGUCGGAGAUGUUGCCUUAGAGAUUCCGGUUGCCAAUAUCAUUUCUGAGGAGUAUGUGUUCACUUCUUACAUGUACCCGAUACUGGAGAAGAUAGAUGGGAUGACAUCUGAGACAAUGUUGCUCUUAUGGACCAUGAGGGAGAAGCAGAACCCUGACUCAAAAUUCAAGGCAUACUUUGACUCACUACCCGAUAAAUUUUGUACAGGUUUGAGUUUUGGAGUUGAUGCAAUAAUGGAGCUGGAUGGCACUUUGCUUCUAGAUGAGAUCAUGCAAGCUAAAGAGCUUUUGCGCGAGAAAUAUGAAGAAUUGUCACCCGUUUUAUCCAACCAUCCUGAUAUAUUUCCACCUGAGCUCUACACAUGGGAACACUAUCUAUGGGCUUGCGAGCUUUUUUACUCCAACAGCAUGCAAAUAAAAUUCCCUGAUGGAAAGUUGAAGACUUGCUUGAUUCCUAUCGCCGGUUUUCUUAACCAUUCGGUAUAUCCACACAUUGUGAAAUACGGAAUAAUAGAUGGCACUACGAGUUCAUUGAAGUUCCCACUCUCGAGGCCUUGCAGAAAAGGGGAACAAUGUUAUCUUAGUUACGGAAACUACUCCAGUUCACAUCUCAUCACAUUUUACGGCUUCUUACCAGCAGGCGACAACCCAUACGAUGUCAUUCCCUUAGAUAUCGAUGUUUCUGAGAUCGUUCAAGAUGAAGAAAACGCUGAAUCUUCUUGGACAAAUCACAUGUUGCGAGGGACUUGGCUCUCGAACAACCAUGGCAUCUUCCACUACGGCUUACCUACUCCGUUACUGAAUUACUUCCGUAGUGCUCAUGGCAUUGUUCAUCGUUCUGAAACCGAUCUGUUGCAAAACUUGGAAGUUGAGAUGGAAGUGCUCGAAAAUCUCAGAUCCACAUUUGAAGACAUGAUGCAGAAUCUUGGCGAUGCAGAUUCUAUGGACAGAGAAAACGUUAGCCGGGGCGUAAAACUAGCCGUGGAGUUCAAGGAUCAUCAGAGAAAGAUAGUGUCUUCCAUCCUGGAUUCAUGUUCCAAGGGACAGAAACUGAUUCAAGAAGCAAUGUCUGAGCAGCAGGUGUAGAAGAGGAAGGACGAGGAUACCGAAUCAUCGGUUAAGCUAAACCGGAGAAAUACCGAUCUCGGUUAGAGAUGGAAAACCGGGUUUGCAAUGUAAUCUGUUGAUCUUUGGCAACAAUUAUCUAAAAAGGAGAUUGAGUGGGUUGGAUGUGCGUUGGUGGUUUAAAGAGUGGUUUAAACUAAAACAAGUGGAAGGCAUUGGUGGUUCAGAGAGGUUGUGACUCAGAUUCCAUGAAAUUUGUUGGACAGUCUUUUUCUCCCUAACAUUAUUAGAUUAAUCAUUAAUAUUUAUUUAAGUUUUA